Messenger RNA from Racocetra persica, 400 nucleotides. NCBI's taxonomy places the organism in Eukaryota, Fungi, Glomeromycota, Glomeromycetes, Diversisporales, Gigasporaceae. The record is from the annotation of a GenBank genome assembly.
CGACGCAAACCAAUAUUUAAUAAAGACCGGUGCCUUUAUUAGUGAUGUCAAGAUCUCUAAAAAAGGAUGGGUUAUACCCGGUCAACGUUCUCAAUUCUUUGAUAUCACUCCUGAAAACUAUACACUUCAAUUGCAAGCUAUGACAGCAGAAAAACUCGAAUUCAAUUUACCUGCUGUAUUUACCAUUGGUCCAAAAGAUGAUGCCAAAAGUUUAGAAAAAUAUGCUAAAUUAUUAUCGAACAAAGAUAAAAAUUCAGAUCAUGUUAAAGAUUUGGUUAGAGGUAUCAUUGAAGGUGAAACAAGAGUUAUCGCUGCUGCUAUGACUAUGGAAGAAAUUUUCCAGGAGAGAAGAGGAUUUAAAGAUAAAGUUAUUAAAAACGUUCAGGCUGAAUUAGAGCAG